This is a messenger RNA of Nymphaea colorata (pocket water lily), 1871 nucleotides long. RefSeq lists its product as uncharacterized. The coding region runs from base 376 to 1641 and encodes 421 amino acids. The record is from RefSeq and is a predicted model, not a curated record. Lineage: Eukaryota; Viridiplantae; Streptophyta; Magnoliopsida; Nymphaeales; Nymphaeaceae. The transcript is spliced from 6 exons. Gene Ontology annotation, molecular function: RNA binding; metal ion binding.
CCUCUCUCUCUCUCUCUCUCUCUCUCUGUGACUUUCCAUGGCGAGCGGGAUGAAGAUCGAAGGGGCGAUCGAAAUGGCGUCUAUAUGCGUCUCUAGGACAACGGAGUCUUUCAGGCAAAUCGAACUUUUCGCCGUCGACAGGCAACUCCGGUUGCCCGAGAAGGAGGGCACUAAAUCAGAUCCUUUGGAUGAUGCCGCUAAGGGCAUCGGCGAUCAGACUACGGGCGAGGCUUUUGAAGCGUCCAGUGAAGAGGUGUUCUAUGGCAUCACUCCCUCCCAAGUCCCAACCCAUACACUAUAUAAAGUGGUCCUACAUGCUGCGUCUUCCCAUUUGCAAUCUCCGUCCCCACCGGCUCGUCCCCCUCAAGGUGUUGCAUGGCGGCUCUAGCAAUCACAAAGAUGGAGAUAUGUCGGUAUUAUGAAUCUUCGAGCGGCUGCAUGAGGGGAGAGAGGUGCUAUUUUGCUCAUGGGGACGGGGAACUCCGACGUCCCAUAGAGGCGCACUUUCAGGAGGAACUAAAGAGAAAGAUCUUCAUCGGCGGACUCUCUCCUUCUGUUACUUCUGAUGUUCUCGGAGAAUUCUUCGAAAUCCAUUUUGGCCCCGUGAAGGACGCGGUAGUGAUCGGAAGCCAAGCCGGAGAGAACAUUCAUCCUCGUGGUUUCGGCUUCGUGACGUUCAAGAACGAGGAGUCCGUGGCUGCUGCCGUCGAGAUCCACUUCGUCACCAUACUCGGCAAGAAAGUGGAGAUCAAAGGAGCAGUACCCAAGUCCAUGAUCGGGAUAUCGUCGGCAGUGUCAUCUGAAAACGCCGCCAGCCUUUGGAAGCAGCUCCAACCUCAGCCGUUCCGGCAACUCUCUGUCGGGAUGGCCCUGGAAGAAGCAGACGGCAGCAGGAAGCAGUUGGUGUCGUGGGUCGACAAACUCAGGGACGGGAUACCGGUGGAUGCUGUCUCGAAUUUGUCGAAGCACGAAACUCCAUGGGUGAGGAAGUUCGUCAAGUGGCUUCCGGACUUUUUGGGAGAGGUGUAUAAGAGGCUCAAGGACGGGGAGUGUUACCCGCUGUCUUCUCUCAAGGGAGAUUUUAGGGCCACCUGCGGGAUGGAGCUCGAUCACGCGUCGCUUGGCUACCAGAAACUCAGCGACUUCGUCCGCUCGCUGACAGGAAUCUGCCGCAUGAAGAUCGUUCCCGUCGGAAGAGGCCCCGCCACUCACAUGGUUCUGCUCGAGCCGCACCACAGGCUUGAUAGGGACUCGCGCACGCCCACCACUGGCUUUGAGCCGGAAGGCUGCGACUACCAAUCGUAUGCUGACGCUCUUUACCACGGGGUUGCCAGACAUGAUGCGACGUCCAGGACAAGCAAGGAGGAGACGACGAACCUUGUGACCGGAGAUUGGUUCGGAGUGGCAGAAGAGAGGGGACUGCCAUCGGCAAAGAUGGCAGGGGCGGAGAUCGCGGAGGACGAGAACGAGAGGCUCCUCACGUUUCUGAGGAGUGAUGGUUCGGCUUUCACGCCGUGGCAACCUCCUGGUGACAAGUCGACGUGGGGGAGGCGCUUAUCCGCGUUCAGCUGGACCUUCCGAUCGUACUUCCAGACUUCUCCCAGGGACUUCUUGCUGGCUAAGAAACUUGAGGUCGAUUAAGGAGUAGCAAUUGUGUCAUGGGUGGGAGACUUUAUGCGGUAGGUUCUCAUUUCCUACUCUUUCUUCCAUUGUUUUUUGUCUCUGCACACGCAUCGCAAGGGCUCGCUGAAAUGAAGGAUCGACCUUCAUGGACCAAAGUGGGCAAAAAAGGGGUUGCUGCAGUGAGCUUGAUCAGCAGCAGGAAGGAAUCAACUUCUCGAUUUCCUUUUUCAUUUUCCGGCGGAACUACU